UUACACAUGCACUUAUAGUGAGGCUGCCUAUUAAGUAUAUUUUUACUCUUAAGGAAAGUUGUACUGUACUGCUGUACUCUGGUAGGAGGUGGUUGUGUGACUGUUACAGGGCGUAGGCGGAAUCCAUGUUUGAUGACAUGUUCCCUUCUCCAUCUCUGCAGUCUCAGCAUCAGCUGCUUCAUCUCCAUCCUCAUCUUCUGCCCGUGCCCCCACCAGACCGCAAUCCCAUGAUGCCUUGCAGCACACUUGUGCGCCGCGUGAAGAAGGCCUUCAUGGCCAGUGUGGCAUCUGGCCAGCAGGAGGUGCUGCCCCCCAUUUUCACCAACCAAGCAACUGGCGUUGGUCAGAAGGAGGCAGAGAAGAUCAAGGCCAGCAGGACCCCGUCAGAGCGGCAAACUCUGCCCUUGCUCAGGACCCCGCCGUUUCCCACCGCCCCCGCUGUCCCCACUCCCCCACAGACAAUCAAUUGCGGACAGUUCCGCAGUAGACUGCCCCGCCUCAAGAAGACAGCAUCACUCAGUAUAGCUGCUGCUGUGGAAGAGCAAAAGUCCGUUGAGGCCCUGUCAGGGAGGAAUAAGGGAGCAAGGGAGCUGAAGGAGGUGAAGAUGAAAGUGAGAGGGAAGAGGCAGGCGAGGCAGAGCCAGAAGGUCAAGGAGCUCCCAGAGCUGGCCAAACUGCCCCCCCUGCCCUGCCCAGAGCAGGCCCUCCUGCAGGCCUUCAGGUUGCUCAGCGUCGAUGACUGGGAGAAGAAGAUCGAGGGCCUGACCUCCAUCAGGUCUCUGUCUCAGCACCAUGCUGAGCUGCUGCUGCCCAGACUGCAUGACCUGUGUCUGGCUGUCACUGAAGAGGUAAAGAACCUGCGCUCCAUGGUGUCCCGCACUGCCAUAAGGCACCACCCGGGCGCGCUGCUGCAGAAGGCAGGAGAGGCCAGCGGCUUCAUCAGGGAUGAUGUGGAGCUGGCGCUGGGGUACAUGGUGGUCAAUGUAACACCCUCACGCAGCAUGAACGCUCUCAUCAACACAGGAGUCAGGCACCGUAAUACAGCCGCGAGGAAGAGCACUGCUCAGCACCUGGGCAGACUGGCAGAGGUCAUGGGGUCGUCCCAUCUCCUGUCUGGCAAAAACAAACUGACUGACCGCUUCAUCCAUGCCAUCAGCUGCCUGGCCGUUGAUUGUGCACUGGAAGUCAGGACCCAUGCCCAUAAUACUCUGGCCUUUCUGGCCUCCCACCCCAACCUCAUCAAGAUGGUGGAGAGGUUUGUCCCACAGAGAGACCACAUCACCAUCAAGGACAUUAUUAACAAAGGCCAGUGCAGAAAUUUGAAUUGAAGUGAAUCCAAACUCACAUCUCUGUAGACACAACAUAUUCAUUCAACACUGGCAGCAGUUAUAGCAUUGCUCUCUCAGAGGGCAUGAGCCAGCAACAGGCAGAUAGAGAGGUUCAGCCGCGCCCCGUUGGUCCUCCGGGUGUUGAACUGAAACUGUUGAAGAGGGCAAAGGUCAAGAUGGCUAGGGUCAGGAAGACAAGGCCAACCAGCACGAAGAAUGCGCUCAGCUUCUCUACGACGGGAUCGCUCUGAAAACAAAUAACAAACACUCCCACUCUUUCACCCUCACUAGUGACACAAAGGUUGAUCGGCAUUGCUUAUAAAUUAUCUUUU
Molecule: messenger RNA, 1660 nt
Organism: Clupea harengus (Atlantic herring)
Lineage: Eukaryota; Metazoa; Chordata; Actinopteri; Clupeiformes; Clupeidae
Product: TOG array regulator of axonemal microtubules protein 1-like
Exons: 8
Coding region: 126-1328 (400 amino acids)
Biological process (GO): microtubule cytoskeleton organization
Cellular component (GO): cytoplasmic microtubule; cilium
Molecular function (GO): microtubule binding
Source: RefSeq, a predicted model, not a curated record